UAGAUCUACAGUUUGCAGAUGGGUGUAACCAACAUGGUGGUGAAGUGCCGGAGCUGACAGCCACAAACACAUGCUGUUUUUAGAUCAGAGCUCAAACUGGUUUCACUUCUCAGAAAGUCAGAGUCAGACAGUCGUUGUCACAGAGGUAAAAUGGCGCAGAAAGGACUUGAGCUGGACCGGGAAACUUUCUCUUGUUCCAUCUGUCUGGAUCUACUGAAGGAUCCGGUGACUACUCCCUGUGGACACAGCUACUGCAUGACCUGUAUUAAAAGUUUCUGGGAUGAGAAGGAAACCCACAGCUGUCCUCAGUGCAGACAGCGCUUCACACCGAGGCCUGUCCUGCUGAAAAACACCAUGUUAGCAGUUUUAGUGGAGGAGCUGAAGAAGACUGGACUCCAAGCUGCUCCUGCUGAUCACUGCUAUGCUGGAGCUGAAGAUGUGGCCUGUGAUUUCUGCUCUGGGAGAAAACUGAAAGCACACAAGUCCUGUCUGAUCUGUCUGGUCUCUUACUGUGAGAAACACCUUCAGCCUCAUUACGAUGUAGCUCAGUUAAAGAAACACAAGCUGGUGGAGCCGUCCAAGAAUCUCCAGGAGAACAUCUGCUCUCGUCAUGAUGAGGUGAUGAAGAUGUUCUGCCGUACUGAUCAGCAGCUUAUCUGUUAUCUCUGCUCUUUGGAUGAACAUAAAGGCCACGACACAGUCUCAGCUGCUGCAGAGAGCGCCGAGAGGCAGAGAGAGCUCGAGGGGAGUCGACAAAACAUCCAGCAGAGAAUCCAGGACAGAGAGAAAGAUGUGAAGCUGCUUCAACAGCAGGCGGAGGCCAUCAAUCUCUCUGCUGAUAAAGCAGCGGAGGACAGCGAGAAGAUCUUCACUGAGCUGAUCCGUCUCCUGGAGAAAAGAAGCUCUGAUGUGGAGCAGCAGGUCAGAUCCAGGCAGAAAAGUGAAGUGAGUCGAGUCAAAGAGCUUCAGGAGAAGCUGGAGCAGGAGAUCACUGAGCUGAAGAGGAAAGACGCUGAGCUGAAGAAGCUCUCACACACAGAG
Molecule: messenger RNA, 1041 nt
Organism: Sander lucioperca (pikeperch)
Lineage: Eukaryota; Metazoa; Chordata; Actinopteri; Perciformes; Percidae
Product: E3 ubiquitin/ISG15 ligase TRIM25-like
Exons: 1
Molecular function (GO): zinc ion binding
Source: RefSeq, a predicted model, not a curated record